Messenger RNA from Penicillium cosmopolitanum, 1359 nucleotides. RefSeq names its product uridine kinase family protein. Bases 1 to 1359 code for a protein of 452 amino acids. Gene Ontology annotation, molecular function: kinase activity; ATP binding. The transcript has 8 exons. Gene Ontology annotation, cellular component: cytoplasm. Lineage: Eukaryota; Fungi; Ascomycota; Eurotiomycetes; Eurotiales; Aspergillaceae. The record is from RefSeq and is a predicted model, not a curated record.
AUGGAAUCGAUUUCUCCCUUUCAUUCUCUCACCCAGGGGGUGAACUACUCGCCACCAUGGCAGGAUCUGAGCAUCAUCGGUAUCGCUGGUUGCUCGGGCUCGGGUAAAACCUCGGUCGCUAUGGAGAUUGUCAAGUCUCUGAAUUUGCCUUGGGUUGUAAUUUUGUCGCUGGAUUCCUUCUACAAAUCGUUGAGUCCCGAGGAACACCGCCAAGCUCAUGCAAAUCAAUAUGAUUUCGACUGUCCAGACGCAUUUGAUUUUGAUGUUCUGGUCGAUACCCUCAAAGACUUGAAGCAGGGCAAGAAAGCCCACAUCCCAGUGUACUCCUUUGCAGAGCACCAGCGUCAACCUCAGACGACAACUCUCUAUUCCCCGCGUGUCAUUGUCUUUGACGGUAUUCUGGCGCUGCACGACCCCCGCAUCGUCGACCUCCUUGAUGUCAAGAUAUUCGUCGAAGCCGAUAUGGACGUCUGCUUGGGCCGCCGCAUUCUCCGCGAUGUCCGCGAUCGAGGUCGUGAUAUCGAGGGCAUCAUCAAACAGUGGUUCGCAUUUGUGAAGCCUUCAUACACCAAAUACGUGGACGCUCAACGGCAGGUUUCGGAUAUCAUCAUCCCUCGUGGAAUUGAGAACUUGACUGCUAUCGAUAUGGUCGUCAAGCAUAUCCAACGUAAGCUCGAAGAGAAGUCUGAACAGCACAAGGAGGUUCUUCGUAAUCUCGGACUUAUCGCCGCCAAGGUUGAACUGCCACCGAACGUACAUGUGAUGUCCUCGACGCCCCAAUUCGUGGGCAUGAACACCAUCCUGCAAACUCCCGAAACCCAGCAGGACGACUUUGUCUUUUACUUUGACAGACUCGCCUCGAUCUUGAUUGAAAAGGCCCUAGACAUGUCGCCAUAUACGCCGACCACUGUGGAGACUCCCCAGGGUAACAAGUACCAGGGACUGAAUCCCAACGGCAUCGUGUCCGCAGUUGCUAUUCUACGCGGUGGCUCUUGUCUGGAAACAGCCUUGAAGCGAACCAUCCCGGAUUGCAUCACUGGUCGGCUUUUGAUCCAGACAAACGAGAACAGCCAAGAGCCAGAACUUCACUACCUGAAAGUUCAGCCAGGAAUUGAAGAUCACUCCAUGGUCAUGCUAUUGGACCCACAAAUGGCCAGUGGUGGAGCUGCACUCAUGGCUGUUCGGGUCUUGAUUGACCAUGGGGUACAAGAGGAGCGCAUUGUCUUCGUUACCUGUGCCGCCGGAGAAACAGGACUGAAGCGAUUGACGGCGGUGUACCCUAAGAUCAAGGUUGUGGUUGGUCGGAUCGAGAACGAGGCUGAGCCUCGAUGGAUGGAGAAGCGCUACUUUGGUUGCUAG